AAGAUGAGUCACCAGAAGGGACUUAAGUGUAAGAUACCCUCCUAUACCAACCUCACCUUGAACAGGGGGCUCUUUUUAUUAUGAAAGCUCACCAGUCAUGAAUGAAGAUGAGCACGAUUUUGCCCACUUUCAAAACAUGACCAUUCCCUGCAUGAAAAUACGAGAUUCUAAGUCCCCACCCAAAGCCCAAGUGGAUGCGGCCUCUCUACUGCAAGCCAUGGAUAAGAACAAAGAAUCUUUAAAAGUGAAACUUAUGACUAGGAGGCCUAUCAAUCAGCUUGUAGAGCAAGGAAUUAUUCCAUCUCUUAAAGUGCCUCCACAUUUUCAUGAGCAAGUUCAAAAACUAGAAAGGGCAAAGACUGGAGACUUCCUGAAAAAUAAGAUUCAGAGGAGACCCGAUAGACAAGCAUUAAUUCAGCAACAUAUAUUAGAAGAUACUAAAAUUGAUCCCAGUUUACAAGACAAACAAAGGCAAUUAAAGAAAGCUCGUUUAGCAGAUGAUUUGAAUGAUAGAUUGUCUCACAGACCUGGACCAUUGGAACUGGUUAAAGGAAAUAUUUUACAUGCUGAUGAGAAAUUUGCUCAGGCAUUGAAAGAGGGACAGAUUCCAUUCAAAAGAACUUGUGAAGGGCAAGCUCUCAGAAAUCCAGCUCCCAGUUUCAUAUUUGAAGAUGACAGUGGAAGCGAUGUGGCGCUGUCCCCACCACAGGACUCUCUCGACCAGUCCCUCAGCAGCAUGCCUUCUGUGGAAACGAUGGUUUUAUCACCGUACCAGAAUCAGGAUUCUCCUACUAAUAGUAUGGGAGAGCUUCGAAUCACGACAACCACUCCUCCAUCUUUAAAUUCCCCUGUCUCUAGUCAACUUGGAAGCACAUCCCAGGCUGAAAGUACUCACAAAGAACAUGUUACAACUGUUCGUACGAGAAAAAAAUCCAAGCCAAAAGCUCAGCCUAAGACAAGAACAAUAAAGUUUCAUGAGUAUAAGGGUCCACCCAGUGCUCAAAAAAAUCAAGCAUCAAAUGCUGAAAUAGAAUCUUCAUAUGACCUUCUGCUUCAACAGCAACAACUUUUCCUUCAAUGGCAGCUAGAAUGGCAACAAAAAUAUCCUCAUCAAAUGAUCCUUCCUCAACCUCCAGUGGACCAAUCUAAGUCUAUAAGUUCUGUACAAAGUACAAGUCCAGAUCUACAGCAAGAUAUUCAACGUUCACUGCCUCAAAAUUCAGUGUCAAAAUUUGAAGACUUGAAAGUGAAUGAUUUGAAGGCAGAACUGAAGAAAAGAAACCUUCCUGUAUCAGGAUCAAAACCUCAACUAAUAGAGCGCCUUAAAAAAAGUCUUGAAUCAAGUUAUGGUUCUAAACCAAGUAAUAAUUGCAAUAAGGUUGAAACAACUACAGUUCCUUUGAACGUGAAUGGAAUUAUUCUGGACACGCUUCCUGCUCUUGUGACACAACCUGACACUGUAACAUCUGUAGUUACUGUUGAAGCACCCUUAAAUGCAUCGACUCAGAUCAAGAUGGCCGACGAACCUCCUGCUCUAAUGGUUUAUAAUGCUGUACCUAUAUCAGGACAGAUAGUCGCGUCUCGUCCUUCUUCAGCUGCACCUAUGGAUAUAGAUAUGAACUCUAAUGUAGAUUCUAUGGACUGUACAGAAAAUACUCUUGCGAGAAAUGAAAAUAUUGUAAAACUGCAACAGAAGAAAAUUCAACAGUUGCAACGGGAAUUACAAAGGUCACAAAUGAAGUUGCAGCAACAACAGUGGCUACAGCAUCAACAAGCACAACAACAAGCUCAGCAGCAGGUUCUGCUAGCAGCAACACAACCUGUUCCUAUUGCACCAGCACCCCCUAAUCAUUCAACUGCUGUCUCACUGACAAACUCUAUACCUCAAACCAGCAAUGUUGAUGCAAAGGCUUUGCAGAAGUUGCAACAGCACUUACAGCAGAAGUUUCAGCAACAACAGUUACUUCAACAGCUCCAGCAACAAGCUGGUGGUGGAAAAUUUGCUCCUGGUUCCCCAGCUAUGUCAGCUGCCGUGAAAGCAAAUUUAGCUGCAUUUAUUCAUAACCAACAAGCAAAUUCUUCUUUGCGAUUGAAUGGCGUUACUGCAGUAAAUCAGCAAAACAUCCUGCCAUAUGCUGGGUUAAAGCCAAUUGUACUGUGCCCUGCUCAAACAGUGCCUGCAGUUGUUGAGAAGCCUCGGGCUAACUCAUUGCCAAAUGGGAUUGGACAACAAAAAUUAAUAUGGACAUCAUCUGUUCCAAAUUUUUCAAAUGUUAUUGCUCCAAAGCAACCUCAAGCAGAAUCAACUGAUUUAAAAUUUACUGCAAAGAAGAACCCACCAGAUUAUACAGAAGCAACCAAACUUCUUGCCAAAAUUAAGCAGGAAAAACCUCAAUCUUGUACAAAACGUAGUGGUCGAAAAUCUGUGAAAAGUCAAGCAGUAGAUGAUGUUUUAGAAAUAUUAAUAAAAAAUGGAGAGUUGCCACCAAGUGCUGCCCAAGAACCACCUACUCCCACGACUCCCGAGACACAAAAAGCAUGUUCCAUGGCUCCAUCAUUUCCCUCUGUGGUUAAUACAAACUCUCCAUUAUUAAAUGACUCAGAAAGUUUAACAGAAUCUCAAAAUGCCCACCUUCCUGUCAAAUCUGAACCUUCUGCUAGAGACGCAGAAAGAAACAGUGAACAAAAUCCACCCAUUGUUUUUGACUUGCAUUUGGAACUGCAAGAUAUCGAAGCUAUGGAUUUAGGUGUCCUGGACCGGAAUGACGCUCCGGAUUGUGUGCCACAAUCUGCCGCGCCAUUCAGUGAACUGACACAACAAACACAACUCAAUUGUCCUUUAUCAAACAGUGAUAUGGACAUGGAUGUGGAGCUUCCUGAAUGGUUAGAUGUAUUGACUAAUAAUAACCCCUUAGUUUCUUCCACGAAUCUGCCUCGGAGCUAUGGUUACAACAGUGAUCCUCUGUUGCCCAGUAUGAGCAACGGUCAAGACACUUUAGACAUGUUUUCUCUAGAUGAUCUUGAUUUCAAGACAGCAACAGAAAACAACAUACUGAGUUGGGAUAAGGUUGACUAUGCUACAUAAAGCUUUGUGAUAAGUGAGAAUUGAUUUCUCGGUGAAAUGAAUGUGCUCAAGUAUUGCUUCCUGCCGGCCAUGUUUUUGGAUCAACUGGGUAAUUUGGAGUAAAGUUUGUAAUCCUCUUUGUAGAUUUUUUUUUUUUUUUACAUUCAGAGUAAACUCUUUCAUCAGACUUAUUUUAUGUUCGAAAGGGAUGUGAAAAUAGAAAAACACUUUGCGGUUAAAACCUCCCAAAAAAGUGAAUUCUGAAACUUUUCGAGAUGAUGGAUUCAUUUUAUAAAACGUUAUGGAAUAUAAUGUUUUCAUUUGUAUAAAAAUGUGCUAAUUGUAGAUCAAGAAACACAUGUUACGAAUCAUUCAUUUGCAGAGGACUUAGUCAACAAGGGUCUUCAUUUUACAGCAUUAUGUCAUUGAUUAUGUAUAUUUUUAAGUGGAAAGUUCAUGAUGUAGUGGAACUUUGUUUUAUAGUUGGCCUGCUGGUUCGAGACCAACAAUUAUGUUUUCAGUGUGGCGGGCAUACCAUUCCCACAUUUAUAAUAUAAUCUUAAACAUUCAUGAUUGAAAUGGUUUUAUAUUUCUCUGAGAUGUUUAAUUGAAGUGUUGUAAAUG
This is a messenger RNA of Uloborus diversus, 3688 nucleotides long. RefSeq names its product myocardin-related transcription factor B-like. Bases 98 to 3085 code for a protein of 995 amino acids. Lineage: Eukaryota; Metazoa; Arthropoda; Arachnida; Araneae; Uloboridae. The transcript is spliced from 15 exons. The record is from RefSeq and is a predicted model, not a curated record.